CUGAAAUUUCCCUACAUCAUCUGAGCAGGAGGAGCUUGUCUCAUUCAGCAUAAAAGCCUGCUCACAGCAGCUGCAGUUACUUUCAAAGCAGUGACUGUGAAGCUUAUAUUUGUCAGCACCUUUCUUGGCCUGUUGGUCACGUUUUACGACCUGGAGAAGAAUGCGGACCCAGUCAGGUUCAUCCACAACAGGCACAUCCAACAGUUCCCCUGAACAAACUUUAAGAGCUGGAGGAAAAUGGUUUAAAAAGUUCUGGCGAAACCCCACAGUUCAACCCAACAACAACGGUCCUUCCAGUACUGAUGGACACCAAUCACCUAGUGAAGAAGAGCAGCCAGUUGUGAAUCCUACUUUUGAGGAAUGCCUUGAAGGACAAUACCUGUUUGAAGCCACUCAAUUGUUAAUAGACAGGGAGAAACAUCUGUUUGGAGGGAUAACCGAGGCUGAUGCACUUAAAGCUCACGAGGAAGCAGUAAAAAGGCUUGCUGCAGACUACGAAGCCCUUGAAAAGCGUAUAGAGCAGACUGUGCAGCAGAGUCUUUCUCUCAGCAGUGAGGAAGAGGUGUCUGCUUUGACAUCUGCAGUGAAAGCCAUCAACCUUGAGGAAGAGCAGGACCAGCUGUGGAAACAAAGAUGCCGGACGCCACCAGCCUGGAGGCCCAAGAAGUGGAAGAAGCACCAUGACAAAGUGCUUCAUGAAUUAGUGUAUAGUCGUUUAGAGAACCCAUCAAGCCCCACUGGUGGCCAGGUGAACCAGUCCUCGAUCCAGGCAGACAUCCAGUCCAUGGGCAGGCAGCUGAAGGAGGACAUGGAGUGGGUGGUGGAGAUUGUGAAGAACUGCUACCCACCAGAGAUGGACAUCUGUAACUUUUAUGCAAGACUGUACCAUCAAACUUUCAGCGCAAGACUCAAAAAGCUUGCAGACUUUGUUCUGGAUGACAAGGACUGCAGUUUCCUCCUGCGAUGGGUGAAGGAGUUUUAUCCAGGAAUCCUUGAAAGACCUGAGCUGGCCAAUAAUAUCAAUACUAAAGCGCUGGGAAACCUGCUUCCUGAUGAGUUACUGAAACCUCUGGAGGAGCAGUACCUCAGCAAACAACAGAGCGACCUGAUGAUUUUUAUUGGCCGAGUAUUGGAUGAAGCAAAGAAAGAGUGGGAUCAAGGAAAGGAGCCGACAAGAGAUGAUGGUUGCUACGUCAGUCCUGUGGCCUAUGAUGUCAUCCAGUUUAUCAACGGCAUCGUGACAUCAGCACACAAAGUUGUAGGAGACCGUCACAAGGCCCAGCAAAUAACAUCCAACCUGACAGACUUCAUGCAGAGGUAUCAAAAUUUUCAUGAAGACGUCAUAAGGCAGAACAAACGGCACAGCAAAGCUUUCAUAAAGGCAAACCUCAGCUGUGUCAAACAGUUCAGGGACUUCGUUAUCAUGGAGAGCCAUCUAUUCCCAAAGAAUGUGCGGGAAAACUGUUUGCGAGGUCUGACUGAGAUGAAACAGUCCGCCCACACUUAUUUAUUAACCCCUGUGCACAAGAUCCUCAAGCCACACUACCAGAAGGUGGGAACCAGUGACUGGCUGAAGAAGAACACGUUUGAGAAGCUGCUGAACAGCACUGAAGAAGAGCUUCAAGAACUUCAGGGUUUGACUCAAUCCUGUCAUCAGGAGCUGAUUGGUCAGCUUCAGCAGGAAAUGACAGUAGAAUAUGUCCGGAGGCUCCUGAAAGGAGAGGUCAAACUGAAGGACAAGGAUCGUCAGCUGAAGGCUUACAUGACUGUGAAAGAAAAUGCAGAGAGAUUGCACGAGCUGUUUGCCAGAAUGGGAUCCAAACAAGACUGGUUAAAGGAAAUCCUGACCAAGAUUGCAGAAGUGCUAAAACUCCAAGAUAUUCCUGCCAUACAGAUGCAAAUUGUUUCACUGGGAUCUGCUUAUCCCGACCUCAGUGAAAAACAUGUUUCGGCUCUGCUCAAACUCAAGACAAACCUCUCCAAAGCCGACAGGAAAAUCGUCAAAACCACUCUGUCGGACACACUGAAAGAGAGCCGUGCUGAUCCUGACACCCAGAAGUUUUUUUCCAAAGUUGAAGUCAGAUGAUCCGCACAUUUGCCUCUUAGAGUAUCACUGGCUGAGAGUUUGAUUGCACAGCAGCAAUAUUAUUGUGUAUUAUAUUGUGUUACAGUCUAUCUCUGUAAAGACAUACAGAGUGAAUGCCAUGGAAAAACCUUGGUUCAGAUGCUACUUAGACUGAAAUCCCUAUUAUACGCAGACUCUGUGAUAGUGAAUGCUUGCUGUAGUUACUGUAUGUUACUCUAUACAUAAGCUAGAUGUCACAUUCAUGCUGGUAAUUUUUGUGCAUUUCAUAUAAAUUGUAAAUAAGUAUGCAAGUGUUUGUUUUUACACACUUACAAACAGGUCAGUGUUGUUCUAUUAUAUGUCGUUUUGUUUAAAAACUGCAAUGGUGUUAAAGUCUAAUAUUUUCAUGCCAUAAAUAGUAUUACAGAGAAUUAUACAUGUCUCAUGUACAUAAAUAGAUGUAAGUUAAGUUUUUUUAAUAAAUGU
Pelmatolapia mariae (spotted tilapia) is the source of this 2551-nucleotide messenger RNA. RefSeq names its product tumor necrosis factor alpha-induced protein 2-like. Gene Ontology annotation, cellular component: exocyst. Gene Ontology annotation, biological process: exocytosis; exocyst localization. The transcript is spliced from 12 exons. The coding region runs from base 161 to 2086 and encodes 641 amino acids. The record is from RefSeq and is a predicted model, not a curated record. NCBI's taxonomy places the organism in Eukaryota, Metazoa, Chordata, Actinopteri, Cichliformes, Cichlidae. Gene Ontology annotation, molecular function: SNARE binding.